Molecule: messenger RNA, 4010 nt
Organism: Erinaceus europaeus (western European hedgehog)
Lineage: Eukaryota; Metazoa; Chordata; Mammalia; Eulipotyphla; Erinaceidae
Gene: GNAI3
Product: G protein subunit alpha i3
Exons: 9
Coding region: 16-1080 (354 amino acids)
Biological process (GO): adenylate cyclase-modulating G protein-coupled receptor signaling pathway
Cellular component (GO): heterotrimeric G-protein complex
Molecular function (GO): G protein-coupled receptor binding; GTPase activity; GTP binding
Source: RefSeq, a predicted model, not a curated record
UCUCUCGCCGCCGCCAUGGGCUGCACGCUGAGCGCCGAAGACAAGGCGGCGGUGGAGCGGAGCAAGAUGAUCGACCGUAACUUGCGGGAGGACGGGGAGAAAGCCGCCAAAGAAGUGAAGCUGCUGCUCCUCGGUGCUGGAGAAUCUGGUAAAAGCACCAUUGUGAAACAGAUGAAAAUCAUUCAUGAGGAUGGCUAUUCAGAGGAAGAGUGUAAGCAAUAUAAAGUAGUUGUCUACAGCAACACUAUACAGUCCAUCAUUGCAAUCAUAAGAGCGAUGGGACGGCUGAAGAUUGACUUUGGGGAAGCUGCCAGAGCAGAUGAUGCCCGGCAAUUAUUUGUGUUAGCUGGCAGUGCUGAAGAAGGAGUCAUGACUUUGGAAUUAGCAGGAGUGAUUAAACGGUUAUGGAGAGAUGGUGGGGUGCAAGCUUGUUUCAGCAGAUCCAGGGAAUAUCAGCUCAAUGAUUCUGCUUCAUAUUAUCUAAAUGACUUGGAUAGAAUAUCACAAACCAACUACAUUCCAACUCAACAAGAUGUCUUGCGGACAAGAGUGAAGACCACUGGCAUUGUGGAAACACAUUUUACAUUCAAAGAGCUAUACUUCAAGAUGUUUGAUGUAGGUGGCCAAAGAUCAGAACGAAAGAAGUGGAUUCACUGUUUUGAAGGAGUGACAGCAAUUAUCUUCUGUGUGGCCCUCAGUGAUUAUGAUCUUGUUCUGGCCGAGGAUGAGGAGAUGAAUCGAAUGCAUGAAAGCAUGAAAUUGUUUGACAGUAUUUGUAACAACAAAUGGUUUACAGAUACUUCAAUCAUUCUGUUUCUCAACAAGAAAGACCUUUUUGAGGAAAAAAUAAAGAGGAGUCCAUUAACUAUAUGUUAUCCAGAAUACACAGGUUCCAAUACAUAUGAAGAAGCAGCUGCUUACAUUCAGUGCCAGUUUGAAGAUCUAAAUAGGAGAAAAGAUACCAAGGAGAUUUACACCCACUUCACCUGUGCCACAGAUACCAAGAAUGUACAGUUUGUUUUUGAUGCUGUUACAGAUGUCAUCAUUAAAAACAACUUAAAGGAAUGUGGACUUUAUUGAACAGUGUGAAUAUUAGUAAAAGUUAUUACAGUGUGGAGUGUUGAAACCAGACUUCUUUUGCUGUCUCAUGGGACGGUUGCAAGCAUGAAGGGGACCAAGAAAUGGCAGCAUGCAGAAUCUUAACACUCUGGCACAACCUUCUAUUUAGGGGACUCUUAGUUGACACAGAUGCUAAAGUCAGAUGUUGGAAUUGGAACAACUGUAAAAUAAGUUUGUCAAGGCAUCAUUUAAAUUUCAUAAUAUCAAAUAUUGAAAUGUUGAGGACGGAUGUGAAGUCGAGGUGCUGCAUUCCAGAACUUCAAUAUGUAGCUUAAUCUUUUUUCUUUCUUUCUUAAAAACCAUUAUUAGUUCAUUCUUAGUUUUUUUAUAUAUAGAAAAAACUUUACUAAAUUUUAUUUCUUUGUGAAUGAAUCUAUUAAAACAGUCUUAACUAUGCACAUGAUAUGACCAGAUCAUCUUUAAAAUAUUCCUCUUAGUAGGAGCCUUUGUUUUUAACUGUUGGUAUGAUCAGAAUAUAAUACAAUAUUUCCACAAUUCCUAAUUCUUUACAGUUGUUGGGACUAUAAUGAUAGCUAUUGGGAUAAAAUUUAUGUUAAUAUCCUAUUCUGGAUUACCGUUAUGGUUUCUAAAUGAUAUUUACAUUGGAGAGUUUGUAUAUUAGCUCUCUUUUAAGCUUAUGGUUGAACGUUAACCUGGUUUAUGCUGAUUACCAAAUUACUGUAUAAAUACUGAUGUGGUAUGAUAAAGUCAGCUUCUUGAUAUAGACAUGCUGAGGGCAGCUGCCAACUACAAGUACAAAUUGCUAAAUUCCAAAUAGAACCAGUGGCUUUGCUGCUACAUAUCUACUAAACUGACCACUUUGAUUCUUGUUUGUCUCAAUCAUAGUUUGUAAGCAAUACCACUUGUUUUCCAUCUUCUGUGGUCUUUUCUGUUGGGAAAUAUCUAAAGUGUAUUAGCAGUGCAUGCCUUUACUUUGUAAAUGUGGUGCCAAAUCUCUGUUUGCCAUUGUUUUUAAUUGUAGUGAUGUUGUUGUAAUUCUUAAGUCAGUACCUACUUUUGCUGAAACCAUUGCAUCUUGGGGACUUUUUUCACUUUGUUGCGUGUACAGAUUUUAAUCUGUUAAGAGUUGGCAGCAGUAUUAAAAAUGGCGAGUGAAGAGUCCCAAGUUUGCUCCUAUUUGUAACUAGUCCUUUCUGAAAAUAGUUUCUUCUGUUUCUUUUUGCCCCUACUGAGUAUGCUUUGGACUUUGUCUGAGAAUGGGUUUAGGUAGAAGUUUCCUAAAAGUCUAAUCCUUUGGUGUAAUUGUGUUGUUGAAUCUUGGCCUGAUUGAAGUCUUAUGUCAUAUUUGUAUAAGUGACAUGCAGCUAUAACCCAUUUUCCAGAUUUACAUUUGGGGGCACUACUUGUGUUGUGAGGAGAGCUAUAUUUACCUCAGCCUUCAGGCCCUUUUGUAUUAUGUACAGUAACUGUCAUUAAAUACAGUGGUCUGCUGGGAGCAAGCAAAUAAAGAGAGUGCAUCUUGAGCUUUCCAAAUCAGUAUUUGAGCAGUGCCUUUUGGAGUCCAGUCUUCUUGGAUUGGAUUCUAUUUCAUCUUUAAAUGUGUAUGACCUUUCACUACUUAAAAACAAACAAAAAAAGUAGGUGGUCAUCAAAACUGGUUCUGAAAGCAGACCACAGCAGUUCAGUGCCUUUAUUGGUAGUUUCUUUUUACCUUAUUCUUACUGGAAUAAUAUGUAGUUGUGUUGAAAAAACUUGAUCUAAAAAGAAAAGAAAUUACUAUCUUCAGUUGGUGAUUGACUGUGUCCACAAUGUGAAAGGACCGAUAGCCCUUACUCAUUUUGAGUGUCUUUUCCUUAUUGUGUUCUGUUGUAAUACAGGAUCAUAUGGUCAUGAAUGAGAACUGGUGGAAUGUUUUAAUUUUAGAUUUUCUGUAGUCUGGUCUAAUGGGAUGGAAUUAUUGAUAAAUAACAAAUAAUCCAGAAAAAAUCUACUUUGAAAUACAUUUUGUGCUUUCAUUUGAAUAUGUUUAUCUGAUACUUUUUUUUUUUUUUUUAGCUUUCUGUUCAUGAAAAAUAGUAAUUCUCAACUUUCUGCUCGAGUAACUUAUCUUCAGGACACAGCAACACAGUUUAAGUCAAUGGUUUAAAUAUGCCUUAAGUUAUACUCAUCCAGAUUCAUUUUAGAAAUUAACUUUUUUGUAGGUAGAUUAGAAAGCUAUAAUUUAAAAAGGUGUUUUUGACCAAAUUUGUAAAUCAAUAAUUUGUAUUUUAAAAUAAAGCAUCUUUUCUUAUAGCAGAAUCCGAACUUGGAGAUCAAAUAUCUCAUCUACUAGCCUGAAACAAAAGCAGUUAAUAAGUAUAAUCAAAGAAAGUUGCCUCUUGUCAUGCCUAUAGAGACUGCUAGAGAUUUGUGAUGAACCAGAUUUUAGGUGACUAGGCCUUGGACCUUCUAAGAAAUCACAUAAGAGAAAAUUUAAAAUAAAUGAAUAAGUAUUAGUAAAUAGAUUCUUAACAGGAAGGACUACAGUAAUAAUUUUACAUUGUUGGCAAUCAUAUACAUGUAAUUAAAACCUUGGACUAUAGAUCACUAUUCAUUAGGUCCUUUAUAAGGAGAAAGUAUUCUGUUCCUCAGUGGCCUCUCCUCUUUAAUAAAAUAAAUAAGUAAAAUAAAAAUCAACCUUUCAACAGAAUUCAUCUCCUGACAUGAAAAUUCCAAUAAAAUUAAGUGAAUCUUGAGAGCUGAUACUUUCAUCUUAGGUAGUUUGAAUUCUAAAUAUCUGGCUACGUGUAUCAUUUAUUCACUGAUGCCUUGCUGUUUUUCACAAGAUGAAUCAUCCUAAUGGGCCAAUUUAAACUUGUUUUCUUGUAUUCUAUAUGUGUUUUAUUAUAUGCAUAAUCUGGAUUAUUUAAAAAUGUGUUUGGUUCUUCUGA